UCGCGCCCCUCGCAGGAGUGGGCGUUUUGUGCGUGUCCACAUCGUGGGGGCCUUGCGGCCUGGGUCCCUGCGCAAGCGCGGAGCUCGUGUAACGGCGCCGGGCUCGCGUGUUCGCGGUGGGCAGUUUCUGCCCAGGUUUGUAUGCCCCGUGCCAGACGCGGUUGAAGACAAAGCUCAGGAUGGAGCGCAGAGUGGCACAGCAGAGGGGGCUCCUGAUACUAUUUCUGGGGGUGCAGCUGCUGCUCUUGGGGGCAUUACUCUACCAAAACCACCACCACCAUGGCUUCACCUCCUUCUUGCGCUUCCUAAUACAAGACAGGCCAGAGGUGGGAGAAGAGCUGCCCUUUUUGGUCCAGGUCUCCUCUCCAGGAAUCCCCUACCAGGAUGUCUAUACCAACCUCAGCCAGAUCCACCCUGUGAACAUCAGUGAGGAGGAUCUGCCCACCUGCCCCAUCGUCUCACCCUACAUCAAUGGCCCCUUGAAGGUGAUGAUGCCGGAGAACCUGACAAUGGAGAAGGUGGUAAAGAAGAACCCACUGGUGAAGCUGGGGGGACAAUACUGGCCACCCAACUGCCGGGCACAGCACCACACAGCGGUAGUGGUGCCCUUCUAUGGGCAAGCCCAGCACCUGCAGCACUGGCUCUUCCACUUGCACCCCUUCCUGCAGCGCCAGCAGCUGCACUAGACCGUCUAUGUGGUGAACCAGGUAAACAACACUGCCUUCAACCGGGGCAAGCUGCGCAAUGUGGGGUUCUGGGAGGCCAUGAAGGAGGAGGACUGGGACUGCUGCUUCUUCCAUGAUGUGGACCUACUCCCAGAGGAUGAUCGCAACCUCUACAUCUGUGACACCUUCCCUGCCCAUGUGUCUGUGGCCAUUGACAAGUUCAACUACAAACUGCCCUACAAAGGCUACCUUGGAGGGGUGUUUGCCCUGUGCCCCAUUCACUACCUGAGGAUAAAUGGCUUCCCCAAUACCUGCUGGGACCGGGAUGGUGAGGAUGACGACAUUGCUGCCAGGGUGAAACUAAGCAGGAUGCUCCUCUCACAGCCCCACCUGCUCUUUGGCCGCUACCACAUGCUUGAGCAGGAGCAGGAGUACGGCCACUGGUGGAGUCUCUGGAGGCCUCGCUUUCUGUCCCAGACCCACCAUACAUGGCGGCACGAUGGCAUAAACUCGCUGGACUACAGGCUUCUCUCCAAGGAAUGGCAGCCCCUCUACACCAACCUCACCGUGGACGUCAGCCUCCUGGCCUCAGGAUCCCCAGUGCCAAGCUGAGGCAGCAUCUAGAGUCGAGAAUGGAGUCCCCAAGACCAGGGCUGCAGGACAGCCCUCCCACCCAUUCCCUCAUUAAAGAAAUGUUUCUUCUACGUGUUUCUCCUUUCUGCCAUCCCUAACUCCCAUCUGUUGUUUUCAUCCAUUCAUUCAUUUAUUCAUUCAGCAGCUAUGUCCAGGAGGUCCUCCUUCACAGAUAUCAGUUAGUAAAAGGAAAAGGUCCCUUCAACUUCAAGCAGAUGCACUUCAGAUGGGGACCAGAAUUUUGUGGUAAAUACUUUG
Messenger RNA from Choloepus didactylus (southern two-toed sloth), 1556 nucleotides. Its product is annotated as beta-1,4-galactosyltransferase 3-like. Gene Ontology annotation, biological process: carbohydrate metabolic process. The record is from RefSeq and is a predicted model, not a curated record. The transcript has 7 exons. Gene Ontology annotation, molecular function: glycosyltransferase activity. NCBI's taxonomy places the organism in Eukaryota, Metazoa, Chordata, Mammalia, Pilosa, Megalonychidae.